Messenger RNA from Cladophialophora immunda, 2049 nucleotides. RefSeq lists its product as hypothetical. The record is from RefSeq and is a predicted model, not a curated record. NCBI's taxonomy places the organism in Eukaryota, Fungi, Ascomycota, Eurotiomycetes, Chaetothyriales, Herpotrichiellaceae. Bases 615 to 1574 code for a protein of 319 amino acids. The transcript is spliced from 3 exons.
CAGCAUCAAGUUGAAAUGGAGCGCACGGCGGGAGCACGAAUCGUUGGCCACCCCCUAUUUCCCAUUUCCCACAGUUGCCUCGUGGGGUUCCGCACACCGAAUUUCAAUGACGCUCCACCUGCUGUCUGAGCUAGAGGCGACGCUGUAACGUCCAUUCUGGGACUGAUAUCUCGUGGGCAGUUCGGCGCUAGAAAAUCAGAAGGGCCCAGAAAAGUUACGUUAUUCAAACAUGAUAGGGUUCCACGACGAAUCUCCCUUUGCGCAGUGAAAUCUCUCCUGCUUCUUCGUCGCCGUCCCCAACGCCGUCGUUCGUCUCUCGAACAUUGCUCUGCGGUAGCAGUCUUCUGGAAAGGCAGCAGUCAUGUCGACGAAUCCCAACCCCGGGUUCAAGCCGGAAUCAUGGAGUUUAUACGGCGUCGGCGCAUUCUUCGUCGUCCUGCGACUGUCCGUACCAAGCGCCUGCGAUCACCGUGCAUGAGAAUUACCCCUCUAACGUACUUUCGAACAGGAUCGGCAAGAUCAAACGGGUGGGCAUCAGACACCUCGAAAUCGACGACGCCCUCAUCGCGUUCGGCUUCGUGGCCUACACCAUACUCGUGGUGGCCUUUAACGAAAUGCUGGACGGGCCAGGAUCCAACUUGAUGACACCAGAGGAGGAAGCCGCGCUUACACCGGAGACCAAAGCAGGGCGCAUUCGCGGGAGCAAAUGGGUCUUUGUGUCUGAGCACGCGGAACUUCUCACAAUCUGGAGCAUGAAGGCGGCCAUGCUGGUUCUGUAUGCAAAGUUGAUCGACAAGACUCGACAGCGCAGAUUGCUCUGGGUGGUCGUGGCAUGGGUGGUUUGCGCUUUCGUGGGAGACGAACUCGCCCUCUUCACCAUCUGCCGACCCCUGUCGCAGUAUUGGGCCGUUCCCGCUCAGAAUUCCCAAUGCUACACCUACCAAUACUAUCAGAUCGUCAACGCCGUCUUCAACAUCUCCACCGACAUCCUGAUCAUGCUCAUGGGUAUCCCUCCGGUCCUGUCGGCCCGCCUGUCCCUGCAGCAAAAGCUCAUCCUCGGCGUCAUCUUCGGGAUGGGUGGCUUCGUGAUCGUCGCCGCCAUCCUGAGGGCGAUCUACUGCCUAGUCCCCUCGCUGAUCUCCUACGUCUACAUGAACUGGUACUUCCGCGAGGCGUCGGUGUCCAUCUACGUGACGACCCUGCCGGGCAUCUGGGUGUUCCUGAAGGAGAUGUUCCCCAUCAUCCAGAAACUCACGAGCCGGCCCGCAACGAAACCAACCAACUCCCGCACCGUCGAGCACCAGAAGCAGGCGUCUUACUGGAAUGAGCCCAGCAGACACCACCGCAGCCAAUUCGACGCCAAGGAUCUGGACUUUGACCUGGACACGUACCCGAUCAGCAAGUCCAUGAUCACCUCGGCAGAGAGUGACCUGGGCGGCCAAGGCGUCGGCCGCAGCGACAGUGGACAGGGCGAUGCCGAUUCCACAAACUCGACGCGCUAUGAUGCCGCACUCCAUGAGAUAAGGUGCGACAAGACGUUCACUGUCGAGAGCAUUCCCCGAGGUCGACCCUGAGCGACGCCCAGAAUUGCUGGAGAAGGGGGGAAGUCUCGUACGAGAGAGAGAGAUCUCUCAUAUCUGCGGGUCUGUCCUUCUUGUAUGAAGCUGGGACGCUGUGCGACGUUCUUGAACAGUACCAUGAUCAUUUUCAUGUUUUGCAGCAUCAGCGCCGUGUACGAUGUUAGACGCACCAGAGUAGAGGGAGGCUCUUCUGUUUUUGAUCAUGAUAGUCUCGGGACCGGAACCAGGACCAAUGUAUGCUAGGAAUUGAAGAAUUGUUAGGAAUUGAGUCAGAAUCCGUCAAAUGAAUACUGCCUGGAGGCCGAUUCGAGCACAUACCCCAUUCCCAUAUGGAGACAUGUGUCGCUUGUCCGUUUCCCCAAUCUGGGCGGCCUGAAUCCACCCCUCUAUGAUGCCGGCUUGCUUGAAAACUGUCCUUUUGGUUUUGGGGGAAGGAUGCAAUGGUAACAUGGCAGCCUGCUUGAUGAGG